Helicoverpa armigera (cotton bollworm) is the source of this 5807-nucleotide messenger RNA. RefSeq lists its product as uncharacterized. The record is from RefSeq and is a predicted model, not a curated record. The coding region runs from base 319 to 1524 and encodes 401 amino acids. Gene Ontology annotation, biological process: apoptotic process; regulation of apoptotic process. The transcript is spliced from 4 exons. NCBI's taxonomy places the organism in Eukaryota, Metazoa, Arthropoda, Insecta, Lepidoptera, Noctuidae.
CGCUGCAGCCAGUGCAGGCGCUACGGACGACCGCUACGCACUACAAACGUAGCGGGCUACGCCGUAGCCCCUGGGGCGUAGCAUAGUUUUUACUAUUUUACUGUAUGACGAAAUUAAAUUAUUAUAUGUAACGGAUGAUGAGUUUAGUGCUGUUAUAGUUCGAUUAAUUAACAAAUCCCAAUUAAUAUAGAUGAAUCUCAGUCAAUUGAUGGAUUUAUCCAAUUUACAUUCAAUUGUAAGAGCUGCUUAUGAAUCAAUAGUAUAUUAUGAGUACAUAUGACAGUUAAAGUAUGGGUUAUACUAAAAUAAUGGAAUCAAAUGGAGGUCAGAGGAAAGAGGCCUUUCAAGAUAUGGGACAGUUCAAGGAACGUGAGGAAGGGGCUGGUGGUGACUAGCUUCGAGGAGUUGCUCCACAGAGGUAAGGAGAAGCUAUCAGUAGCUGCGAGCGAGCCGGUGCGGCUGGUGCUGGAGAGCGACGGCACGCAGGUGGAGGACGGCGAGUACUGGCGCACGCUCCCGCCCAACACUGUGCUGCUGCUGCUGCGCCCCGGGGAGCGCUGGUACCCCACCGGCGUCGACGUCAUCAAGGCUGCAAUAUCGGCAAUACCAAAGAUAGUAUGCGAAACUAUUCACGCACUCGAGUUGCACGAUGAGACGCCUUCAUGGAAGAUCAUGGACAACAAGGGGCGCGUCACGGUGGUGCUGCACUGGGACCAGCGGCCGCAGGCGUCGCCGGCCGCGCGCUCUCCCUCGCGCCAGCCCAAGCCCGACCGGCGGCCAUCGCUCGUCAUCCAGACGUCACUGGACCGGCCUGCGCCCGCGCCGCCGCACAUCACCGUCGUGAACCACGACGAGCCGGGGCCGGCGCCGCGCCGCCUGUCGCGCGCGCCCGGCUCGCUGGAGCAGCCGGGCGGCGUGCACGUGCACACGGCCGACUGCCGCGCCGCCGCCUCGCCCGCGCCGCUCGCGCGCCCGCCGCCCGACGAGUGCGACUUCCACUGCUGCGCGCUGCACGAGGAGGGCCGCCGCAUCGCCGUGCACAAGAGCGUCGCCACCUCGCCCAUCCAGGACGCGCAGCCGCGCGCCUCGCCGCAGGGCCGCCCCAAGGGACACGUGCGCUUCCUCGACGCCGAGUCCGCGCGCCGCGGCGACCGAGACUCCUCAGAGAGCGAGACCGAGAACACCCUCGUCGAGGACGAGGCGGUCACCUCCGAGAAGUUUCUCUUGCUGAUCGACCAGCUCAGCGUCGACCAGAAGCGGCAUCUCACCAUCAAAGACAUCGGUAUCAUCCUCGAGCGGCUCAGCUCCAAGAUCCUGGACGUGGAGCGGCUAGACCGCGAGUCGGAGUCGGACGACUGCUACAACUGGACGAUAAAGGCGACGAUCAGGGGAGACGCGCUGCGGGAACUGGGCGUCAUUUACAACGGCAACUACUAUGCGAUCAGCGAACACCCGGGCUACCGGGAGGAGAACGAGGAGGCCGGAGACGAGGGUGAGGAAGAAGAGGAGGAAGAUCGACUCUGAUCGGGCCUGUGCGGCGCCGCCGUGCCCGCCGCCGCCGCCGCCGUGCGCACCGCGCUGUGCCGCAUCGCCGCGCGCUGACCGGCGCCGCCGCACGCCCGCAAGCAAUAUAUUGGUUACUAAGGUUACGUCGAGCCGGCGACUCGCGGCCCGCACCACGCCGGCCGCGAUGCUCACCAACGAUCGCCCGCCGAAGUGAAUAAUUAGAGACUUAUAUAUGAAAUUUGUCGCGGCCCCGCCUCGCGCUGACCCGCUCGUGGCAGUCGGCAGUGCGGGGUCGUACCCUAGUUAAUAAAUAGCGGAAUUAUUGUAAGUAAAACUGACUUCCUAUCGAUUUCUAAGGUGAUUACUUAAGUGUAAGCCGGUCGCGUGGCGAGGGCCGCCGCCUCGCUCGCAUAGCGUACUGUGUAUUAUAAUUAUGCGUCACCGGAACACAACACCCGCACAAAUGUUUAUCAUCGAGGUUAUUGUCAAUGUUCUUAGGUAAAUAAUAACUCAUAGGUGUGCGCUCGCCGCCGCCGCUCCCGUUCGUAUCGUACCGCAUUUGUUUCGUCCCCGCGCGGCGUCUGUCGCGCGGCUGCACAUACUUCACUCAAAUUUGGCCUAAUGUUGGGGAAUAAGUUUCUGUAUAAACUCAUCAUCAUCAUCGAUGCAUCCCGUAGACGACAAGUCUAAACUAAAACACCAGAGUGUGAGACUCAAAAACAAUAAUUGAUAGCGUUGUAGUGUGUGUGAGGACGGGUUGAGAAGGCUGCGUGUCGCUCGCACACUGAGGAACUUGCUCAUAUAUUCAGUUAAGUUGUUGUGUCGAGGACGCAGGACGGCCGCGUCCCGGCACUAGCACGCAACUCGUCGCUGGACUCCAGUCGCGUCGCUGGCUCGCCUCAGAGCGACACUUCCAAAAUAGCUAUGACGAUGUUUCAGAGAGAGCCAAACAUUAAUAGAUAUAUUAAAAUUAUUAUAAUUAAUAAAAUUGAAUGUUAAAAAUAAAAAUGGUUGUAUCUAAAAUACGAAUAUACCUACCGUCAUGCGUCAGUCAUCUUGCUACAUGGGUAUUGGUAGUCGGUAAGUUGAUUCUUGUAUUUAUUAGCUAUAUGGUAUCGUAGUAUUACUGUAUAAUGUUUUUAAUUUUUGUAUAGUACGGAGGUCGUGGUGGUCACGCAUUAAUGUAUAAUAUAAACAAAACAAUGUGGUUUCAUAAGUUUUACAGCCGGGAGGCUCUCAUAUUGUAUAGUUAUUUAAGGUGUAAUAUUAACGAUUAUUAUUGGAUAUUACUGAAGGAGUAGGUGAGCCCGCGCUCCCGUGGCGGCGACAGUUCGCCUCACCUGUUUGUGGGCGGGGAUCGCGGAUGCGCGAGCUUUUUGGAACGUCUUUGAAACGAAUCUCUGUCGAAUGGAAACAUAAUGAACAAACUGUGAUUGCUAACGGUAUUUUACAUAAACGUCGAAUUAGCUAAUAGUACUCUCAUUGUGUCCCAAAUCGCUCGUGGGCCCACUGUCCGAACACGAUACUAUCAUAUUUGUCAUCACAUUCCUUUCUGAACGGUCCGUAAGGUCCCGUUUGAGAUGCAUUCCUAAUUUGACUAUUUCUCAACGAUCAGUAUAAUUAUAUGUAUAUUAUGAACCUAUUUUCGUGAUCCGAAAAUAAAAAUUUUGAUGUUUUAAUACAUUAUUGGAUAAUAUUUGAUUUUAAAGUUUGAUAUUGUGACUUGUCCUAAAGUUACUUAAUUUUCAAUUUACUAUCGCUAUUAAAGUUUAGGGAAGCUGUAAGUUUCGUUAAAAAAAAGUUUCAUAAAAUAAGUGGCCGGGUUUAGAGGUGUCAGGUAACUCCGACGAGUUCAUGUCCUCGUGUUCUGUGGCACUUACAUUUUAUGAGGAAGCGCCACAGCCAGGAGGCUUGUAUCCACUACUGUGCGAGUGUUCUCCACCUCAUGCUGUAAACUGACGACAAAUGUCAUACAUUUUGUCGUCGUCACAAGUUUACAGCGUGGCGUCGAGAGCUAGUGGUUAUUCACUUGAAGUUUUAUAAGGUAAUACUGAGAGUUAAAUGUUCAGUGUCGAAUGACUGCGAUUUUCUUACGUUGGUUCUGUCUGAAGAGGAUUUGGUAAAACAAUGUUUUGGGACAGGCGACACACUGAGGACUGUUUGUUUUAUAGGACAUGCUUACCAGCCCAGAGGGGCGUACCAACUGGUUCAUACACUCUAAUGGUGGUUUGAUAAAUGAUAAUAAUGGUCCGCGAGUCGGCAGCGUGUCGCCUGGCUGAGACCUGAGCCAGUCGCGCAUGUGUGCGUCCUACUUAGAUUACUUUCAAUAAUUAUAUGUUUGUUUGUACAGCUAAUGGUGAGUCUAUGGAGUUACGGUUCGUUACGCACACGAUAUUAUAUCUAGAUAAAACGUUCCGUUUUAAUAUUUUUAUGUGUAUAGGAGUAAUGAUAAAUUGUAAAAAUUGGUUUGUGACGCGUAUGAUCCGCGGUUGACAUUUGGGAGGAGAGGGCUAAGCGACGCAACUCAACUCGACGGCAGCUUUUCAAUUUACGAGAGUGAUGUUUUUUAAUGAAAGAAUAAUUGAAUGUAAGUUGCGUUGCUUAUCACUUCGAUCGUUGUGAACAAUGAUAUUGUUGCAUUGUCCAUUCAACAGUGGCAUCAAAAUCAUUAUAAUUCAAUUACUACCAGUUUUUUGUGUAAGACAGCAACUGUAAUUUUGGAAAGUGUUAGUUCAAAAGUCGUGUCGAGUGGUUGAAGUAUUUGUGAAGUGUUGACGAAUAGAAAUAGUAAUGAUGGUUCAAUAAGAUAGUUACGAGAAUCUUGUUAGUAAUUGAAUUAUAGACUUGCAUGCCGGUAGAGCACUCGUUGCCUCGUGGUGCAGAUAAUAGUUCCAUGACUGAAAUAAUAUUAAGUAUAUCAUCUCUAACUGUUGGACUCGCAAGUAACAAUAUUGUAUCUGGGGACCGAGCACGGCUAUCCAUGCGAUUUUGUGGAAAAUACGAAUUAAAUAUUGAAUAUUGCUGUAAUCAUUUUAUUUAAAGCAAAUAUUCAAUAAAACAAAAUCAGCCCGCUGGUCCUCAGUAAUACUUCCCAAAUUGUAUUUCAUUCGAAAUAUACAUACCUAAAUAAUGAUUAGAUAACUAAUAAUAUAUAAACGAUAACAGGAUUUUCGAAAAACACUUUUCGAACCUCGUUUUUAUAGACGAAUAAAAUAGUAAUGUCAUUGUUUUUUUUUAAUGUCAGUCAUAAAGUUGGGUAUUGAUUUGUAGCAUUUUCUUGUAAUCCAAUAUAAAAAAGAUCUUUUAGGAUCGCUGUAGAUGCCAACGUUAUACUUAAUAACGUUGCCCUAAGAUUAACUUCAAAUAUAUAAAAAAUAUUCCUCGCAUAGGAAACCUGUGAAACCCAAACGUGGAAUUGAUAUAUAGCAGUGAGGGGUACAGUCUGUCUGUGGUCUACAAGCAACUGUUACAACUCAGUACACAGCUCAACACGCAGUGAACACUCGGCAAAUACAAAUACGUAAAAUAAUGAAUGUUAGUUAUUCAUACACUAUAUAGCACUUAGGGGACUCGUUUUAAAGUUACGUGCCAAAUCGUUCUUCUUUUACAAUCCCACCGUAGAACUCUAACUUCGACGUCACGCUGUAAGAAGUAACGUCGCAGAACAACCAUCUCUUACGAACAAUUCAAUAAUGUAGAGUAACGUAAUCUACAGUGUGACGUCGGGGACUCGUGGUAGAGUUUUAUAUAAAAGUCGAAUAAAACAUAAAAGUAGCGAGUUUCGAUAAUAGGCUACUAAGGACUGGUGCCAUAGAAUAUGCUAUAAGAAUUGUUGUUUUACAAAGUGCCAAUUUAUGAGUUGUAAGUAAUAUUAGUUAAGUUAGAUAUGGCACGUACAAACCUUUUUUAAACACAUUCUAAACUGUAUUUUGAAGUUUGAGUACUUUGACAAGGUAUACUUAAAGGAGCAAAGCCAGCUUUUGGCAAAAAUCGUUAUUAAUGGGACUGAGAAUAUCCAUCCUUGCUAUGCAAUAUAAUUAUUAAAAAAGUCAUUGUAAGAAAGAAUUUUCUAAAUACGAAGAUGGACGAUGCUCUCACUUCAAAAUAAAGUUAUUCAACCCCGAAUCGAACCAGGCACUGGCAAAGUUCACGUGACAUACGUACAUACGUAACCCGAGAACAAUUAUUUUUGUAUUCACUCGACGAUCGUGAGACAGAUACCGGCUUCUGUUCAACACUCGAUAAUUACCCAAAAACUUCACUGCCACUAAUUUAAAAAUAAAAAUAUUGGAAACGAAUAA